Molecule: messenger RNA, 1022 nt
Organism: Cyprinodon variegatus (sheepshead minnow)
Lineage: Eukaryota; Metazoa; Chordata; Actinopteri; Cyprinodontiformes; Cyprinodontidae
Product: olfactory receptor 11A1-like
Exons: 1
Coding region: 51-1022 (323 amino acids)
Biological process (GO): G protein-coupled receptor signaling pathway
Cellular component (GO): membrane
Molecular function (GO): G protein-coupled receptor activity; olfactory receptor activity
Source: RefSeq, a predicted model, not a curated record
ACAUAGCUUGCUGAGGAAGACCACGAACAGAUACAUAAGGAAGCAAUCAGAUGGAAUUUUUUAACCCAGCUUUGGAGGACAACAUAACUUUUGUUCGUCCUGCAUAUUUUUACAUAGGAGGUUUUGUUGGCAUCCCAAAUAUUAACUACUAUUUCUUCUUUCUCUUUUUUGUUUAUGUUUUUUCUGUUUUAGGAAAUGCAACUGUUAUGGUUGUCAUCAUUUUUGAUAAUACUCUCAGAGGUCCUAAAUAUGUUGCAGUUUUUAGUCUUGCUCUAACUGACAUUUUAAGCAGCACUGCUUUGGUACCAAAAGUUAUUGACAUCUUUUUGUUUGAUCAUCGUUAUAUUUCCUACAAUGAAUGCUUGACCUUUAUGUUUUUCUGCUUCACACUGCUUUCAAUGCAAUGUCUUAACCUUGUUGCACUGUCUUAUGAUAGACUAAUAGCUAUCAUGUACCCACUGCACUACCAAAUCAAGCUGACCAGAACAUUUAUGAUAAAUUUGAUUAUUAUGUUAUGGCUCAUUGUCAUAAUUCUUGUUUUAAUUGCUGUUGGCCUUAUAACAAGACUUUCAUUCUGCAAGUCUGUUGUUAUUAACAGUUAUUUCUGUGACCAUGGCCCUAUUUACCGGAUUGGCUGCAAUGAUGUGACCCCCAGCCGCGCAGUUUCUGGUUUGUUGCCGAUUCUUCUGCUUUGGAUUCCUCUGGCAUUUAUCUUGGCAACCUAUGGCUGUAUCGGUUAUGCACUAUCAAAAAUUUCCACAGCACAGCAAAGAACAAAGGCAUUUAAAACAUGUUCUGGUCAUCUUUCAUUAGUUGCAAUUUAUUUUCUCCCAAUUACAUUUGUUUAUGGCGCUGGGAGCAAAACACAUCCAAAUGCCAGGAUCAUUAACCUGUCCCUGACUACAGUUAUACCGCCACUAUUAAACCCAAUUAUAUAUGUUUUUUACACACAGGAAAUGAAACAAUCUUUGAAAAAGUUGAUGCACAUAAAAGGCAAGACUAAAAUAAUGGUGAAAAAUUAA